AGCGACCUUGUGGGUCCGGCGGCGUCAACGCGGCUACGACAACCAGCCUUUUUAUUCGCCUCCGCCGCACCACCACUACCACUGCCACCGUCGCCGCUGCUACUUCUUCACCUCCCGUCAGGUUGCUUGGCUGCUGCGGCUCACUCGAUUGGACGAAAGAAAUGGAGUAAAUAGCGAGGGAGGGAAAGAGAGUGAAGACUUUCCGACUCUGUAUCAAUGGAUUCCGUCAAAGGGGAGAAAGAUCUGGAAAUGAGUUCCAGUCUCGAGAGACCGUCGCCGUCGCCUUCACCUUCGCCGCGGGCGGCGGCUCUGUACGUGUCGAGCUCCAGCAAAUCAUUAGCGUCUUCAAACUCUGGAAAGGCAUUGGUGGUUUCCAAUUCCGGCAAGGCUUUGGUCGUUUCCAAUUCGGGAAAAACAAUGGACCAAUCAGGAAAGAAGAAGUAUGUGAAGCAGGUCACUGGUCGGCACAACGACACGGAGCUCCAUUUGGCUGCGCAGAAGGGUGACGUGGCAGCAGUGAGGCAGAUUUUGGGGGAAAUCGAUGAGCAAAUGCUGAAGACAUCUGGCGGGGCUGAGUUUGAUGCUGAGGUUGCUGAAGUCAGGGCUGUUGUAGUGAACGAGGUCAAUGAACUCGGGGAGACACCACUUUUCACAGCUGCAGAGAGGGGAUACAUUGAUAUCGUUGAGGAGUUGUUACCUUUCACAACUAAAGAAGGGAUUAGGACUAAGAACAGGUCCGGUUUCGAUCCACUGCACAUUGCUGCAAGUCAAGGACAUUGUGAUAUUGUCCAUAUGCUGCUGGAGCAUGAUCCUGAACUAAGCAGAACAGUUGGUCAAUCAAAUGCUACUCCACUUAUAUCUGCUGCAACUAAAGGGCAUAUUGCUGUUGUCAAGGAAUUACUGUCAAAGGAUCCCAGUUUGCUAGAGAUGACAAGGUCUAAUAGUAAAAACGCAUUACAUUUUGCUGCCCGCCAAGGCCAUGUGGAAAUUGUCAAAGCAUUGCUUGAGAAGGACCCAGACCUGGCCAAAAGAACUGAUAAGAAAGGACAGACUGCACUGCACAUGGCUGUUAAGGGUGUUAAUUGUGAAGUUGUUAAGUUGCUUCUUCAGGCAGGUGCUGCGGUUGUGAUGCUUCCCGACAAAUUUGGUAACACUGCACUGCAUAUUGCCACCAGGAAAAAACGUGUUGAGAUUGUUCAUGAGCUGCUAUUGCUUCGGGACACAAAUGUUAAUGCAUUGACAAGAGACCACAAAACAGCUCUUGACAUCGCUGAAGGGCUCCCUUUAUCAGAAGAAAUUGUGGAAAUAAGGGAAAGCUUGACUCGUAAUGGAGCUGUCAGAGCCAAUGAACUGAACCAGCCUCGUGAUGAGCUUCGGAGAACUGUAUCAGAAAUUAAGAAGGAUGUACAUAUUCAGCUUGAACAAGCUCGCAAAACAAAUAAAAAUGUUACUGGGAUUGCAAAGGAGCUUAGGAAGCUCCACAGAGAAGGAAUAAAUAAUGCCACGAAUUCAGUCACGGUGGUUGCUGUUCUUUUUGCAACAGUUGCUUUUGCUGCCAUAUUCACAGUUCCUGGAGGUGAUGAUGACAAUGGAAAAGCUGUGAUGGUAAAAAAUCCUUCAUUCAAGGUCUUCUUUGUUUCUAAUGCUGUGGCACUUUUCACGUCCCUGGCUGUUGUUGUUGUGCAAAUUACAGUGGUCAGGGGUGAAAUAAAAUCUGAGAGACGAGUAGUGGAGAUAAUCAAUAAGUUGAUGUGGUUGGCCUCUGUUUGCACCACGGUGGCUUUCAUUUCUUCAGCUUACAUAGUUGUUGGGAGACACAAUCGAUGGGCUGCAAUUCUUGUUACUAUUACAGGGGGACUUAUAAUGGCAGGGGUUCUGGGUGCUAUGACAUAUUAUGUAGUGAAAUCCAGAAGGAUUCGGAGAGUGAAGAAGAAAGAGAAGUAUUCUAGGAGUGGGGGAACAAACUCAUGGCGUAACUCGGAUACUGAUUCAGAAGUACACCCAAUCUAUGCUAUUUGAUGGAAGAUGCAAGAUUGAGUGUAUUCGUUUUUUUCAGUAUGCAGACAACUCCGAGAACCAAGCAAUGCAAUCUCUAUAGAAAAAGAGUCAAUUAACUACAAACAUUGGGAGCUUUGGAAAACUUUUAUAGGUUCUCAAAACACAUAUAUUGUUGGAUUGAGAACCGAGUUUCUAACACGCAAGACAUACAUACUAAAGACCUCAGAAUCAAAUGAGGAUACUUUGUCAGCAAAAUGAUGCGGAAUCAGGGGGAAACUUCUGGAAGGUGUUGUUUUGUGGAGCAUAAGCUGUAACACGAAGAAGAGAUGUGUGCUUGUGACACAAGUGGUCACAAAUGUUCUCACUACUGAAUGUACUGUUUGCUCCUUGCAUGUUUAUUGAAUAAAUAUUGGUUUCUCUCAAGACUUGGUUGCUCUUUUGCAUUCUCUGAUGAUGUCUUUUAAUGAUAUAUACAUAUAUAUAUAUGUAUGCAAGUAUGUACAGUAUUCUAACUCUUUUCUGUAAUGGUUACCAUGCAUAUGGUUUUGACACCAAGUGCUUGUCUU
Messenger RNA from Andrographis paniculata, 2564 nucleotides. Its product is annotated as ankyrin repeat-containing protein ITN1-like. The coding region runs from base 217 to 2019 and encodes 600 amino acids. The transcript has 4 exons. NCBI's taxonomy places the organism in Eukaryota, Viridiplantae, Streptophyta, Magnoliopsida, Lamiales, Acanthaceae. Gene Ontology annotation, molecular function: protein phosphatase 1 binding; protein phosphatase regulator activity. Gene Ontology annotation, cellular component: plasma membrane. The record is from RefSeq and is a predicted model, not a curated record.